ACAAUUGCCAACACUUGAUUCUCAAUCCACCAGCAGGAGGAUGUCUCUGGCACCCAAGGCCUUCUCCCUUCUCCUUCUCCUCUUCCUGAGCCAUGGAGUGGCGAGUUGGAGCGUUCCGAGUUCCCGGCAGGAUUUGCAUCCAUUGCUGCAAAACAUGGCGGAAGAAAUAAUGGAAGGACGCUAUCUGAAUGCGUUUCUGGAUCUCCUCCGGUUCCUCAGUGCGCACGCGUGGACGGCAGACCUGCCCCACCAGGUCCUGGCCUACCUGAACUCCCACAGUGCUCCCUUCACCAUGUCUAGCCUGCAGGCAACCAUGGAAGGUCACCUGGAGCAACUCUUGUACCAGCCCCAGCGGCUGCUGGGAGACCUCAGGGCCACCGAUGCCCAGCAAUUCCGCACCGCCAUGAAGAGUCUCUUGGAAGACAAGCUGGACCACUUGGACUCCAACAACCUGGGUAUUGACUGGGGAGAGAUUCGAGAGCAAGCCCUGGGGAGCCCGGGUGUGAGCCGCAGCCUUUUUGUCGCCACGCUUGAGCGCUGUUUCCAGGUGCUGAGCCCCCUGGAGUGUGCGGAGGUGCUGGGCAGGCUGCUGAGGGGGUCCUCAGCCAGCUUCCUGCAGCCAGACGUGGCCCGGACGCUGCCCACAGGCCUGCGGGAGGAUGCCUUCAAGAACCUGUCUGCGGUGUUGGGAGAGCUCUACGACCGGACGCCGGCCCUUGCACAACGUGCCUGCUACUCCUGGAUUACCGGGGCUCUGCGCACAUCUACUGGCACUGUGGAUGACUCUGUCUCAUGGGUUAGUGCAGAAAACUUAUGGAUUUUGGGCAGAUAUAUGGUUCACCUACCACUUGAAGAAAUUCGGAGAAUUAGUCCUGUAGAAAUGGGGCUGUUUAUCAGCUAUGACAAUGCCACCAAGCAGCUGGACGCCAUCUAUGAUGUCACUGCCGAGCUGGCACAGGCAUUUCUGGAGAGGAUUGGCUCCUCCAGUUUUGACAUGAGGAACACCUCCACCAUCCACAGGCUAGGGCUGCUGGUUUGUUUCUACGAUGACCUGGAGCUGCUGGAUGCCGCGUGGGCCCGUGUUCUCCUCCACCAGAUGGUCAAGUGUGGUCGCCUGCGUGGCUCCCGGGUGGCUGUCCAGCAGCUCAAAGCUGACCUCCUUCACAUAGCCACCGAGAACCAGACUCUCAAUGAGACCCUGGGCUCCUUGUCUGAUGCCAUUGUGGGGCUGAGCCACCGCCAGCUGGAGUCCCUCUCCCCUGGGGCUGUGCACCGUGCCAUCGCCACCCUCAACCAGGUCUCAGGCUGGGCCAGGGGCCAGAUCAUCAUCCUGGCUGCCAAAUACUUGGCCCAGGAACAGGUGCCAUCAUUUCACAACAUCAGCCAGAUGGGGGUGCUGCUGGCAGGGGUGGGCACGCAGGCCCUCCACAGCAUGGAGCACCGGGACCUCGCACAGGUCCUGAGAAGCGUGGUCUCCCAGCACCUGUCACCUGUGCAGAAGCACGGUAUCCUGAGCAAGCUGGCAGAGCUGGGAGACCCAGCCUCAGGCAUUGCGCAGGUCCCGGGGCCUUUCUUCAAGGAAGUGUCUCUCUUUGAUUUACGGAGGGAGCCACAAUUCAACGCCACAUCCCUGAAGGACAAGGAGCUUCGAAGGAGCCAGGCCUUGUUCCUGUACGAUCAGCUCUCAAAGACCACUGACAUGCCUGAGCAGUUCCUGAGUGUUGGGCAGCUUGUCAAAGGUGUGACAUGCUCCCACAUAGACGCCAUGAGCGCAGAUUUCUUCCUGGCCCAUUUCCAGCAUUUCGAGAACAAUCUCCCCUGGCUUUCACCAAACCAGGUUAACUGUUUGGCGUGGAAAUACUGGGAAGUUUCCAGGUCAUCUAUGCCACCUUUUCUCUUGGCCACACUCCCGGCCCGCUUCCUGGCGUCCGUGCCCGCUUCGCGCUGUGGGCCCUUCCUGGUCACCCUGGGGAAGAGCUGCUUGGACUGCUUGGUUUUGGAUUCCCACAAGAGGAACUUGGUCCUCAGGAAAGUGCAGGAGUGCCUGGGAGGCUCUGUUGCCGACGAGUAUGCUGUGGACAUCAUGGGGAGCCUGCUGUGUCACUUACCAGGGCCUGUCAUUGAGAGUGGGAUCUCGCCCCGAGCCUGGGCCUUCGCCCUCCAUGGCCUCCAAGGCUGCCCAGGCCUCAGCCCGGAGCAGAAGGCUGCCGUGAGGCACCGACUCCUGGAGCAGUGCGGCCCUCCUCAGAACUGGACAGCUGAGGUGACGAAGGAUUUAGGGCCUUUCCUGGCGCUUUUCUCAGGAGAUGAAUUACACUCCAUUGCCUUAAAGUUUCCUGAUAUACUUCAGCAAACAGCUUCCAUGAUGGCGGGGACCCUGCCUCCUGCAUUCCUCUGGGCUGUCUUCGAAUCUGUCCGCAACAGUAGUGACAGGACCCCCAGCUUGGACACGGUGUCUGGAUGCCACAGAGAUGCAGUUCCCUCCUCCAACGCCAUCUUCACACUGGCUGAAGCCAAUGUCUGCUGGAAACCGGAGGAGCUGCUCUGCAUGGAUGAAGACACGUUCCUGAGGCAUGUUGAGCUGCUGGGGACCAUCCGGGCCUUCAGCCACCCUCAGCUGAUGGCCCUGAAGGAGAAGGCGAUUCAGGUCUGGGAUGCGCCUGCGCACUGGAGGGAGCACCACAUCGUCGCCCUGGGGCGCACUGCGCUGGCCCUCAGCCAGAGUGAGCUGGCGCAGCUGGACCUGAGCUCCGUGGACACGGUGGCCUCCCUGGGCCAGCAGACGGAGUGGACGCCGGGACAGGCUCGCUCCAUUCUGAAGGCAUUCCUGGAGGAUUCGGGCUGUGGCAUCCAGGAUCUGAAGAGCUUUCAUUUAGUGGGGCUUGGUACCAUCCUGUGUGCCAUGAACAGCACUGAAAUUUCACUUAUAAAGAUCUCAGAAUUCAGCAUGGUGGUGGCCACAAUUGGGACGCUGCUCUGCAGUAGCUCUGUCUUGGCUGAGUUUAAGACAAAGGCAGAAGUUGUGUUUGGUGGCCCGGAUGAAUGGACCAGCUCGGUUCUGCAGGAGCUCGGGACCAUUGCAGCUGCUUUGUCUAAGGAAGAGCUCCGAGGGCUCCAAGAGGAUCUGAUGCCGUAUUUCCAGCCAUCAGCCAUACGGAGCCUUCCUGCUGAGCUGUUCCAAGAGCUGUCGCCGGCCCAGAUCGCCGCCCUGGGCCCCGAGAACGCGGCCGCGGUGACCCCGGCCCAGCGCAGGCGGCUCGGCGCGCCGCAGCUGCAGAGCCUCGAGCGGGCGCUAGAUGGCGCCGGGAUCCGCGGCCGGCCGGAGGCGCCCGCCAGCGCGGGCCCGGGCCGCCCCCCGCCCUCCGGGGUUCCCCCAGGAGCCAGAUCCCCCUGGUGUCUCCGGCUUGCCUGUCCCCUGCUGCUGCUAAUGGCCGAGCCCUGGUGUUGAACAGCUUCAGCAUGCUACUUUUCUGUGUCCUGAAAAGGUGGCCAAGGCUUCAGAUGAUGGCAGACUCUUAGCUGGGCUCAGAAGCUGAACUAGGCAGGAAGACCCUGGGGCCUUGAUAUGUAAAAAGUAUGUAAUGUAAACAAUAAUUAAAAAUGACCUUGCAAAU
Molecule: messenger RNA, 3614 nt
Organism: Perognathus longimembris pacificus (Pacific pocket mouse)
Lineage: Eukaryota; Metazoa; Chordata; Mammalia; Rodentia; Heteromyidae
Gene: Otoa
Product: otoancorin
Biological process (GO): cell-matrix adhesion
Cellular component (GO): cell surface
Source: RefSeq, a predicted model, not a curated record